Messenger RNA from Trypanosoma theileri, 1890 nucleotides. RefSeq names its product variant surface glycoprotein 3275. NCBI's taxonomy places the organism in Eukaryota, Euglenozoa, Kinetoplastea, Trypanosomatida, Trypanosomatidae. The coding region runs from base 1 to 1890 and encodes 629 amino acids. The transcript has a single exon. The record is from RefSeq and is a predicted model, not a curated record.
AUGGCUAUUGCGUAUCCCAAAGUGGAGGAUCAGCAGUUGCUCAUUGACUUUGCGACGACUCGCCUUAAGUUCACCAGUGAAGAUGUUGAGCUCCUAAAUACUACCUGUACCGCCCUUAUCGAUGAUGCUGAUGCCAUCAGUGGCUUCGUCUUUGGGCCAGCAUCCUCGUCCUCGAAUAAUAUGCAACAAACGCAUUCAAGUUUAAGUGCUACACAAUUUCCCAUUCAUUAUUGCCAUGGUGACAUGUCACGAACUUCUUUGUCUUCGGUGUCCACUUCAACCAUUUGUGGUCCGUUUUCUGAUACACGAGCUCUUUUUCGUUCUCAUGAGGCUUCACUUCGUUCUAUACAGCUCCGACUUCGACGGGGAAGAACUGUGUUGAAUGAUCUUAACGAGAAAUACAAUUACGCCUUCACCGUAGUGACUUUUGGGAGAUCGAAAAAGAGAGGUAGUGUUAAGGGUGAAACUGUCGCUGAGGGAAGAGAGGCUUCUGUGCAAGCGAUAGCACCAAAUAUAAGUUCAAGGGAAGAGCUUCAGGAGAAUGGUGCAUCAGAAACGAAUAGUAUUGAAGGGAAUACUUUGGAUACAAACUGCGUGCAAUCGGCAUAUGCUAAAUUCAUACAAACUUUUGAUUCACUUAUUUUGUGGUUAUCUAACGUUGUUGCUGUUCUGGACGGGGAGGGUUCUGUUCCCUCAUCUGGGAGACACAUUAUACAGGAACAAUCUUUAAAUGAAGGAAAACAAGGAAAAAGUAAUGAAAACGAAACCGUCACAAGAUCUACAGAUAACGCCGAAUCUUUACCUAUAGUUCAAGAUUCUUCUUCUACGCAGCAAGUGUUGCAUGAAGGAGAUGCAAAACCAUCUGAAACUCCUUCAGUUAGUACCAAAGAUUCAUCUACUCCAGCACGAAGAUAUCGUACAGUACGUGUGACAACUUACGAAGUUCAUGACGUUAGUAGUAUAUUUUAUUAUUAUCAGAACCAGUCCAAUCUCUUUUACCUUACUGAGUACACUUUUUAUGAUCCCCGAAUACAACGUCGUCUAUUGCUUCCCUCUUAUUAUCAAUCAUUGCGUGACACAAUUAAUGAGAUAAAUACUGAGAUUGAACGUCUUAAACAACUUGGAGUAACAUUAGCUCGUGAGCGUUCAAACGCUAUUACGAUAGCUUUUCGUCCUCCAAUUUGCGAAUUUUGUUACUUACGGGACUCCCUCCGUUUGUACUGGAGUUGGUGUGUAACUGAGGAUGAUAUUACAUCUUUUCAAUAUCACCGUAUGCAGUACAACAAGUGUGUAUUGGAGGCAGGAGAGGUGAUGGAAAUGCUAAAACAGUUACGUCGCCCACCAGCAAGUAAUGCUGCUAACUCUGCCGUUUGGGUGCCUAUACCAGAAGAACGCUUUGCAGUUGAGGCAGGAUUUGAGAGUUUUUGGCGUCUUCGAGAGCGUGUGUUGGAGUUACGCGAUUCACUCACUGGGGAUAUUGAAAAAAAGAAUCGCACACAUCGAUAUAGAGUACCAGCGCCUUCGCGCAUUGAUGCAAACGUUGACGACACAAAUAAAAGUGGCGCCAUAACACAAUGGGCACUUUCGGCAUUGCGUUCUUGGGUACAGCUUGUCACUUGCACUCCUGAGACUUCGGGGAUUCUAUCUUUAGCAGAGCGAGACAAUGAGGGAUUUCUACUCUCUACAUCUUCCCCCAUGUACAAACCAAAGGCAGAGCUACUGUGCCUUGUACAGCGAUUAACGACGGCUGUCGAGGUACAGGCAACAACCCUUGAGCGGGAGUUCCCAGGCACAUUUUUCAGGGACGCGAAGGCUAUGUGGGCAAAGCGUGCUGGUGGAGUGAUGCGCUAUAUGGAGUCGGUAAGUGUUGUGUUUUCACGUCCUGGAUAA